Messenger RNA from Mangifera indica (mango), 1401 nucleotides. Its product is annotated as transcription factor MYB1R1. The transcript has 3 exons. Gene Ontology annotation, molecular function: zinc ion binding; DNA binding. The record is from RefSeq and is a predicted model, not a curated record. The coding region runs from base 166 to 1068 and encodes 300 amino acids. Lineage: Eukaryota; Viridiplantae; Streptophyta; Magnoliopsida; Sapindales; Anacardiaceae. Gene Ontology annotation, biological process: response to auxin; response to gibberellin; response to ethylene.
UUCUAGCGUUUUUUGACUAUAUAUGAUUAGGCAUUCUCACGAAAAGGCGUUUGUUUCUAUUAAUUUCUCUUAUUGCAUGGACUAAGAGAGAUUAGAUUGUGCUUUUCCUCUCAUAUUUCUCUUUCCUGAAAACGUUGAUAAUAGUUGGUAUUCUAUAUAGCAAACAUGUCUCGGAGCUGCUCGCAGUGUGGUAACAACGGCCACAACUCACGCACCUGCUCCGAGGCAGGUGGUGGUGGUGGUGGCAGCGGGGAGAAUAAUCAAAAUGGAAUCAUGUUGUUUGGUGUACGAGUCACCGAGGCUGACUCCUUCAGGAAAAGUGUUAGCAUGAACAAUCUUUCUCAAUAUGAUCAGCCUCAAGAUUCUAACGCUGAUACUGGCUAUGUCUCCGACGACGUCGUUCACGCUUCUGGCCGGAGCCGUGAGCGCAAGAGAGGUGUUCCGUGGACGGAGGAAGAGCACAGAUUAUUCUUGUUAGGUUUACAGAAAGUUGGAAAAGGAGAUUGGAGAGGAAUCUCUAGGAACUUUGUGAAGACACGUACACCUACUCAAGUUGCUAGCCACGCCCAGAAGUAUUUCCUCCGCCGUUUUAAUCAGAAUAGGCGGCGCCGCAGAUCUAGUCUUUUUGACAUCACAACCGACUCGUUCACGGGUACUUCAAUGGAAGAAGAUCGAGCUCAACCAGAAACGGUAACAGUGCCACAGCCAAAGCAACUGGGAGCAUUUCCUCUGUCAACUUAUUCAGUGAAGCUUGCUCCAGUAGUCUUACCGGUGACAGGAGAAAACUCGAUGGAGAAUCUAACUUUAGGCCCAAGCAGCAACCAGCAGAGAACAAUAACAAAACCCAUCCGCCCAAUACCGAUUCUUCCGGUGCCUCCAUCUUCAAACAUGGCUGAUCUUAACUUGAGCCAGAAAGCCAGGCAAACCCAAAUAGAGCCUUUGCCUCUGUCACUGAAACUCUCAGCACCAUCGUCAUCAUCUUCCGAUGAGAAGUCGGCUCCAAAGACGUCACACUCUUCUGCUUUUCAGGCCAUGUCAAGUGGUGAUAGCAUUAUUAGUGUUGCUUAAAGAAUAUGAUCGGUGAUGUAAAGGUUGAAUUUGGUAAAAUAAUUAAAGAUAAAAUUAUUGGAUCAAUGAAGGAUAUGAAAAGAUUAGGUAAUUAAAUUAUAAAUUAGCUGAUUCCUUGUUUGUACAGUUAGAGCGAGAGAGAAGGGCUGUCAUUAUCGUUGUGGGGAUUCUUAUUUGGUGGUCUAGUUUCUUUAGCUGUGAAAUGAUAGAGAAUCAGGAACUCUGCGUUGUUGUGUAUGAAACUUCAACAAGGGAAAAUAUCUGAAAUUCCCGGAUUCUAUUUAUUUAUGUGAUGCCUAUUUCUAUGAUAUAUAAUUACUAUACUUGUGUUAA